Molecule: messenger RNA, 6957 nt
Organism: Chlorocebus sabaeus (green monkey)
Lineage: Eukaryota; Metazoa; Chordata; Mammalia; Primates; Cercopithecidae
Gene: LIMD1
Product: LIM domain containing 1
Biological process (GO): cytoskeleton organization; regulation of DNA-templated transcription; response to hypoxia
Cellular component (GO): transcription regulator complex; adherens junction; P-body
Molecular function (GO): transcription corepressor activity
Source: RefSeq, a predicted model, not a curated record
AGCCGGCGAGCGAGCAGCAGGGACUGCUCCUGGCGCACUCACUUCCGCGUCCCGCCGCCCUCCGGCCCGCGCGCGCCGAUCCGCCGCCGCCAUCGGACAAUGGGCCGCCAGCCCCAGCUGCCGUGAACUUCCUGCCGCUGCUCGGCCGCCCGUGCGUCCCGGACGGCGCUCCCGCCAGGCGCCGGCCGGGAUCGCAGCUCCGGGGAAGCAGCGGAGGACCCAGCGCCCGGGACGUACCUGCGCCUCAGCCUCCGCGCCUUUGCUCCGGCCCGACUCGCGGCCUCGGCGCCCUCCUGGCCGAUUCAGCUUCACCCGACCCAGUCGGCUGCUGCCUUGCUGUGGGUUUCCGCGUUUGGUUGCCUAAGGAGGAUGUGAUUUUACUUUUUUGCUGUUUUCUUUUUCCUUUUAUAAUUUGGAGAGGAGAAAAGAACUCCGCUGAGCAGGCCCGGGACAGCAAAGUGCCACCAGCUACCCCAACAAGGACGUCUCCAGGGGAAAGGGAGUUGGAAGCCAACUUGGUCCAGCUGGCGUUGAGGUCUCAACUUCGGCUGAACUCUUAAGUCCUGGGGUCAUGCCCUUCAUGCUAGGCAGGUGGAAGUCUUUACCUGUACUGGGUCGGACUUGAGCCCCGACCCUUCGCCAGCAUCUCCCCGCCGCCCUCCACACACACACACACACACACACACACACACACACACACACACGGCACCUGGGCUAGGCCGGGACACCUGUCUGCAGCAUGGAUAAGUAUGACGACCUGGGCCUGGAGGCCAGUAAAUUCAUCGAGGACCUGAACAUGUAUGAGGCCUCCAAGGAUGGGCUCUUCCGAGUGGACAAGGGUGCAGGCAACAAUCCCGAGUUUGAGGAAACUCGCAGGGUGUUCGCCACCAAGAUGGCCAAAAUCCACCUCCAGCAGCAGCAGCAGCUCCUGCAGGAGGAGACCCUGCCCAGGGGAAGCAGAGGCCCUGUCAAUGGAGGGGGCCGCCUGGGCCCACACACCCGUCGGGAAGUUGGUGUGGGCAGCAAGCUGACUGUGGAUGGUGCUGCCAAGCCUCCUCUUGCUGCCUCGACAGGGGCGCCUGGGGCAGUCACCACCUUCGCUGCUGGGCAGCCCCCGUACCCACCGCAGGAGCAGAGAUCCAGGCCAUACCUGCAUGGCACAAGGCAUGGCAGCCAGGACUGUGGUUCCAGGGAGAGCCCGGCGACUUCUGAGAUGUCUGCUUUGCACCAGCCAGGCCCUUGCGAGGAUCCUUCCUGCCUCACUCACGGAGACUAUUACGACAACCUCUCCUUGGCAAGCCCAAAGUGGGGUGACAAACCAGGAGUGUCCCCCAGCAUCGGCCUGAGUGUAGGGAGUGGGUGGCCUAGCUCCCUGGGGAGUGACCCACCACUGCCCAAACCCUGUGGGGACCAUCCCCUAAACCAGCGACAGCUCUCCCUGAGCUCCAGCAGAUCAUCUGAGGGUAGCCUCGGUGGUCAGGAUAGUGGCAUUGGUGGCCGCAGCAGCGAGAAGCCAACAGGCCUUUGGUCCACUGCCUCCUCCCAGCGGGUGAGCCCUGGCCUGCCUUCCCCAAACUUGGAGAAUGGAGCACCAGCUCUGGGGCCUGCUCAGCCCAGGACCCCUUCUGUGUCAGCACCCCUGGCCCUGAGCUGCCCCAGGCAAGGAGGUCUUCCAAGAUCAAACUCGGGGCUGGGGGGUGAGGUUUCAGGUGUGAUGUCCAAACCCAAUGUGGCCCCCCAACCUUGGUUCCAGGAUGGGCCCAAAUCUUACCUUUCCAGUUCUGCCCCGUCAUCCUCGCCAGCUGGCCUGGACAGUUCACAGCCGGGUGCGAUCCCUGGGCUGGGGCCGAAGCCUGGCUGCACAGACCUUGGCACUGGUCCCAAGCUCAGCCCCACCAGUCUUGUCCAUCCAGUGAUGUCCACCCUGCCUGAGUUAUCUUGUAAAGAGGGUACCCUGGGCUGGUCUUCUGAUGGUAGCCUGGGGCCUGUGCUCCUGGAGAGCCCAAGUUCCCCUAGGGUGAGGCUGCCCUGCCAGCCCCUGGUCCCAGGUCCUGAACUGAGACCUUCUGCUGCUGAGUUGAAAUUAGAAGCCCUCACCCAGCGUCUGGAGCGAGAGAUGGAUGCUCACCCGAAGGCCGAUUACUUUGGAGCCUGUGUGAAAUGCAGCAAAGGGGUGUUUGGGGCUGGCCAGGCCUGCCAGGCCAUGGGGAACCUCUACCACGACACAUGCUUUACCUGUGCAGCUUGCAGCCGGAAGCUGAGAGGAAAAGCCUUUUAUUUUGUCAACGGCAAAGUGUUUUGUGAAGAAGACUUCCUGUACUCUGGUUUCCAGCAGUCGGCUGACAGGUGUUUUCUUUGUGGACAUCUGAUCAUGGACAUGAUCCUGCAAGCCUUGGGGAAGUCCUACCACCCCGGCUGUUUCCGCUGUGUCGUCUGUAAUGAGUGUUUGGAUGGGGUGCCCUUCACCGUGGACUCGGAGAACAAGAUCUACUGUGUCCGAGAUUACCACAAGGUGCUGGCCCCCAAGUGUGCAGCCUGUGGGCUUCCCAUCCUUCCACCUGAGGGCUCAGAUGAGACCAUCCGUGUCGUGUCCAUGGACAGAGACUACCACGUGGAGUGUUACCACUGCGAGGACUGUGGUCUGGAGCUCAAUGAUGAAGAUGGCCACCGCUGUUAUCCGCUGGAGGACCACUUGUUCUGUCACUCCUGCCACGUGAAGAGGCUGGAGAAGAGACCCUCGUCCACAGCCCUUCAUCAGCACCACUUCUAGCCAGAGCCACUUGCAGACAUCACGGCAGGGGAUGAGGAGCCGGGGUUGCUGCUGCUGCUUCCGGUGGCCCCUGGGGUGGAAGUGGGGUAGGGGAAGAGGAGGGGUGGAAGGGAGAGUUCCUGUGAGCAUGUGUGGGGUGCCUUUCCUGUAACCAGGGAGGUGAACACUACCUGCCUGCUAUGUGUGUUUUCCAAGUGCUUUUCUCUGUUGCCACAUUUUCCUCAGGUUACUCAGGAAAAUGCUCCAGCAUGUGCAUAGCAUAUGACCUGAGGUUGCAUCAUUGCAACAAAGGAAUCCUCCUGUCCCCUCUGGAAACAUUUCAUGCUUCUGAAGGAGAGGUUCUUAUUGAGCUUGUUUCACAAUAUCCCCUUGAAGGGACAGCUCAGCUGCCAAUACAUUCACCCCUUUCUCUUCCUUCAGGAAAAUACCUAUACCCAAAUGCCCCCUCCCCCCAUACAUAUCAUGGCAUGAUUUAAGUCUUCUUUUCACCCAAGAGCUUCAGUUCUUCUGCAGAAUGGCUGCAAAUUUAAUUGCAUUAAGGCAAGAAGGAAGCUCUAAUAUGUGUUUUGUAUCCUAAGACGAAUUUGCUUAGAAAACCAGAGGCAAGAUUUGAAAUAAGUGAGGCAGGGUUUCCUCCUUAGACACUGACAGCAUUCUCUGUGCCCCUGCAAAUCCUUACUCUCCUAAAGGCAGCUGAGGCCCCGACAGAAAUUUGCCCUAUGUGAGUAAAACAUGCUUUGGGAGAAGAACUUGGUGCAGGCACCAGGAUUUUUUUUUUUUGCUCACGUCUUUGUGCUGUUUUUCUCUGGAGUUUUCGAGAGUCAGUGACUUGGAAGGCCACUUCUGCAAGGCAAGUCUCAGGAACCCAUGCAGGUACAUCAUCACUUGCACCUGUUUUUAGCUUAUUUAAUGACAGGCUUUUGGGAAGAACUGCCUGCAUACUGAGAGACAGCUUCUUAUAAACAAGGAGAGUUUUUGUGUGUGCGAGAUCUCUAAGCCAGCGUGGGAGGGAGUGCCUCAGGAUAAGUUAUUAUAUUCAUUUUGUUGGUUUCUCUCCUGCCCAGUUCUUGGCAGAGGCAUUAUGUUGGAAGAAACCAGUAUAAGGUACACUGCUUUUGUCUGUUUUUUUAGUUGUUUCCCUUCACUUUCAGUCUUCCACACACAAAAAAUACCUCACAGAUAGAGCUUCACCAAAUCACAGAUUCAGGAGGAAUUUGGCUUUCACACUGGACUCAGAUGUCUUCUUCGGUGUGUUGGAAAUCACUGGCUUCCCACAGGCCCAACUCCAGCUGGUCAGGGCAGAGUGAUCGUAACUAAAGGUCAGUGGGGAAUAGAUCCGAUUCAGUGCUUUUACCUUAUGCAUUCCAGCAUCCUGGCUUCCCAGGGUGGCAGGAGCUGAGGGAGGGCCACACACUGGCGAGAUUUCAAGACCACUGUCUGCACUAAAGAGGUAAAAUUUGCGCUGCAAGUCACAUCGCUGAGGCUGGAGGCCAAUACCCCUUGGUAUUUUGAUUAGAAGAAGCUGCAAAAGAGAGGCAGUCCAUUUUACCAUUGCCAGCCAGGCUGGGGACACGGGAGCCGGUGUGUGCACUCUGCCUCCUCACAUUGCACCCAGAGCAAGAGGACUGGGUGCUGGGCUGCUGAGGGCGGUCAGUGGAGCCCCUAGCACAUGUGAACUCAGGCUUUUCAUUGGGCCUGGCUCUACUUCUAGGCCAUGUUUUGACUCAUUUGGUAACCAUUGCCUGUAAAAAGCACAGAAUUGGUGCCAUGGAUUAUCCUUUCCAUGUUGAUGAAAUUCAUUCUGUUGGAAUCCUUUGGCCAGAUGUCACUUCAGCCAGGGUGUGCAUUGUCAUUGGUUCUUUUUCACAGGCUGAGCCUCCUGAAAACCCAUGAACGCUGGGGUUGGGGAAGUGAACCCUGAGGUGGGGACCCUCUCUUCCCAUCAAGUCCUCCAGCUCAGUGUGGGCACGGCAGGGGGUGAAUGAAGCCAGCCAAUGUGUUAACCUGUCUCUGUCAACCUAAGAAUGUUGGCCUUUACUGACACACCUUUGCUCCAUGUUCAAGACCAGAAGUAGCUGGGAUUUGUUUGCAAAUCGGGUAAUUAGUUUAAAAAUCUGUGAUUACAUUUUUAAAUGAAAUUUUUAAAGUGGCCUAGAUUGAGGUGAUUCAGAUAGGUUUGCAAAUAUACCAUUUUAUAUUGUCGAGAAAGAACCAUAAGGGAAUUUCCAGAUGUCCUAGAAAUCCUAGCAACAGAUUUCUCUGGUUGUCAGUUUCCCUGGAGAAGGCGCCAGGUAGGAAUCUCCGAUCAGUUGUUUUUCUCCCCGCUUCAGGCCCUUGCACAAAAGCCAUGAAGAGAUGUUCACCUACCUGGUAUUUUAAAUAUAAAUUAUUAGCCAAAUAGAAUUGUAAUGGGGUUGUAUUUAUGGGCGCCUAGAAGGCAAACACAAGGACUUGGUAGGCCAGGAAGAAAAGGUUUUAAAAUUUAGAAUGAAUAGCCCUCCUGGAUUUUCUUUUUGACAAUUCUUGGACUUUAGAUAAAACAAGGAGGAUUGUGGCCGGAUUUCAGAUCCCAAAGCCAGCCUUCAUCUUAGGCCUUUGCCUCAUCGUGCCUUUUAGGUUUUCUUACCCACUGUCUCCUGUUUUGUCUUUUUCUUCUUUUCCCCUACCCCUAUCUUGGAACAUUCAGAAACUGCCUGGGUGGUUUGAGAAGAGACAACCCAGUUUGACCUGCAAUGUAAGGAUCCAUUCGUAAUCUCUCUCACUGAUGUUAUUUCCCCAUCUGCUGUCUUGGUUCAUCUCACCACAGAAGGGCAUUUAGUCCUAACCAGCCAUCGGCUGCGUAUGGCAGCAGGAUGGCACCUCCCAUUUCUCUGUGGUUAGUGCUCAAGUGAAAACCUCUUUCAGCUGAGUCCUCUGAGGUUCUGCUGUUGAGUCCUGGGUGGCUGAUGGAAUGAUUGAGGAGGUCUGGUCACCCUCAAGCGCCAUCAUCGCCUUGUUUCUGUGGGCUUGUGUCACACAAAAUGAAGAACAGAAAUGUUAGGACUUAAGAGAAUGUUUGGAAAUCACACCCCUUUGCAGUCCUUUCAAGGCUGCUGCUAUGUGCUGUGUCCCGUGCAUGUGAAAGUCGAGCUGUGAUGGCUGCUGGGACCCCUGCAAAGAUCAUGUGUGAGAAUUGAGCACAAGACCACAAAUUAUUACUGCUUGAUGCACUUGUUAAAACUCUAUCUGCCAGGAAACCAAAUUUUUUUUUUUUUUUUUGAGGCAGGACCUCACUCUGUUGCCCAGGCUGGAGUGCAGUGGUGCAAUCUCAGCUCACCGCAGCCUCCAUCUAGUGGGUUCAAGUGAUCCUCCCACCUCAGCCUCAGUAGCUGGGACCACAGGCAUGUACGACUACCCCUGGCUAAUUUUUGUAUUUUUAAUAGAGAUGGGUUUCACCAUGUUUCCCAGGAUGGUCUGGAACCCCUGGGCUCAAGUGAUCUGCCCACCUCCACCUCCCAAAGUGUUGGGAUUAUGGCCAUUAGCCACUGUACCUGGCACAAUUUUUUUUUGUACCUUCCUUUAUGCCAAGAAUCAGUCCUAAUUUCUGUACUAUGUGAAGGAACUUUUAAAAGUAACAGAAAACGCCAGGCACAGUGGCUCAUGCCUGUAAUCCCAGGCGCUGUGGCUCAUGCCUGUAAUCCCAGCACUUUGGGAGGCUGAGGUGGGUGGAUCACUUAAGGUCAGGAGUUAGAGACCAGCCUGACCAACAUGGUGAAACACUGUCUCUACUAAAAAUACAAAAUUAGCCAGGUAUGGUGGUGCAUGCCUGUAAUCCCAGCUACUUGAGAGGCUGAGGCAGGAGAAUUACUUGAGCCUGGGAGGCAGAGGUCACAGUGAGCCAAGAUGGUGCCAUUUCACUCUGACCUGGGCAACAGAGCGAAACUCUGUCUCAAAAAAGAAAAGAAAAGAAAAGUAACAAAAAAGAGUGAAAUAUAUUAGCUGUCUUUUAUUCUGAGCCAAAACUUGACAGAUGUGGGAAAUCUCCAUAUAGUGUAUGAAAAUUUCAUUGUACAGGGAAAUUAUUUUCCUCUGUGUCUUUCCUUUUACUAUAAAGUGAUUCAGAAUUUUACUGUUACUAUAAAAUUAUGCAAAGUAUUGUGACAAAACUGCAUCAAUUUGUUGACUAUUAAAGUGCUCCUUGAACAUUA